Molecule: messenger RNA, 7061 nt
Organism: Propithecus coquereli (Coquerel's sifaka)
Lineage: Eukaryota; Metazoa; Chordata; Mammalia; Primates; Indriidae
Gene: ASXL1
Product: additional sex combs like transcriptional regulator 1
Exons: 13
Coding region: 446-5074 (1542 amino acids)
Biological process (GO): animal organ morphogenesis; positive regulation of transcription by RNA polymerase II
Cellular component (GO): PR-DUB complex
Molecular function (GO): peroxisome proliferator activated receptor binding; DNA binding; chromatin binding
Source: RefSeq, a predicted model, not a curated record
CACACCCACGGCAGACACGCACUCACCCGGGCGCCGAAGGGAAAGCCGCGCCUCGCCCUCCCGCCCCGCCGCCAGUCCUGUCGCCGUCCCUCAGCAGAGCGGGAAAGCGGAGGCCGGAGCUGUGACCUCUGACCCCGUGGUUAUGCGGAGCCGUCGCAUUCCUUAGCGAUCGCGGGGCUGCCGCCGUCGCCGCCGCCGUGGGCGACUGACGCAGCGCGGGCGCGUGGAACUGCUGCCGCCCCUCCCCCACCGUCGCCCUCGCGCCGGGUCUCGCGCCAGCCGGUCCCCGCGCGCCCGCCCCUUCUCCCCGGCCGCACCCGAGUCCUCGCGCACCGCCGCCACGCACCCCUUGCCGCCGCCGCCGCCCCAGCCCCGCGCCGCCGCCCCAACCCGCCCCGCCCGGAGGUCCCGCGUGGAGCCGCAGCCGCCGCCGGGGAGGAGGAGGAUGAAGGACAAACAGAAGAGGAAGAAGGAGCGCACGUGGGCCGAGGCCGCGCGCCUGGUAUUAGAAAACUACUCGGAUGCUCCAAUGACACCAAAACAGAUUCUACAGGUCAUAGAGGCAGAAGGACUAAAGGAAAUGAGAAGUGGAACAUCCCCUCUUGCGUGCCUCAAUGCCAUGCUACAUUCCAAUUCAAGAGGAGGAGAGGGGCUGUUUUAUAAACUGCCUGGCCGAAUCAGCCUUUUCACACUCAAGAAGGAUGCCUUGCAGUGGUCUCGCAAUCCAGCUGCAGCGGAGGGAGAGGAGCCAGAGGAUACAGCUGAUGUGGAGAGCUGUGGGUCUAAUGAAGCCAGCACUGUGAGUGGUGAAAACGAUGUAUCUCUUGAUGAAACAUCUUCGAAUGCAUCCUGUUCUACAGAAUCUCAGAGCCGGCCUCUUUCCAAUCCCAGGGACAGCUACAGAGCUUCCUCGCAGGCAAACAAACAGAAGAAAAAGACUGGGGUGAUGCUGCCUCGAGUUGUCCUGACUCCUCUGAAGGUAAACGGGGCCCACGUGGAAUCUGCAUCAGGGUUCUCAGGCCGCCACGCCGAUGGCGAGAGCGGCAGCCCGUCCAGCAGCAGCAGCGGCUCUCUGGCCCUGGGCAGCGCUGCUAUUCGUGGCCAGGCCGAGGUCGCCCGGGACCCUGCCCCGCUCCUGAGAGGCUUCCGGAAGCCAGCCACAGGCCAGAUGAAGCGCAACAGAGGUGAAGAGAUAGAUUUUGAGACGCCUGGAUCCAUUCUUGUCAACACCAACCUCCGAGCCCUGAUCAACUCUCGGACCUUCCAUGCGUUGCCGUCACACUUCCAGCAGCAGCUCCUCUUCCUCCUGCCCGAAGUGGACAGACAGGUGGGGACAGAUGGCCUGUUGCGUCUCAGCAGCAGUGCACUAAAUAACGAGUUUUUUACCCAUGCGGCUCAGAGUUGGCGGGAACGCCUGGCUGAUGGCGAAUUCACUCAUGAGAUGCAAGUCAGGAUACGACAGGAAAUGGAGAAGGAAAAGAAGGUGGAACAGUGGAAAGAAAAGUUCUUUGAAGACUACUAUGGACAGAAAUUGGGUUUGACCAAAGAAGAGUCAUUGCAGCAGAAUGUGGGCCAGGAGGAGGCUGAAAUCAAGAGUGGUUUGCGUGUCCCAGGAGAAUCAGUGCGGCCACAGCGUGGUCCGGCCACCCGACAGCGGGAUGGGCAUUAUAAGAAACGCUCUCGGCCAGAUCUCCGAACCAGAGCCAGAGGGAAUCUGUACAAAAAACAGGAGCCAGAACAAGCAGGGGUUGCUAAGGAUGCAAACUCCGUAGCACCAGACAUUCCCCUCUACAAGGAUGGGGAGGCUGAAACUGACUCAGCAGGGAGGAGCAGUCCCCACUUGCCAGGCAUGUCUUCUGCAGCACCCAACUCAGAGGGUCCCAAGUUCCCGGUUGAACCUGUGGCUUCCCGGAUCCCAACUGAGCCAGACAACUCAGCACACGCCUCUGCAUCUCCAGACAGAAUUCCUAACUUGCUUCCAGAGACUGUAGAUCAGGAGCCCAAGGAUCAGAAGAGGAAAUCCUUUGAGCAGGCGACCUCUGCAUCCUUUCCCGAAAAGAAGCCCCGGCUUGAAGAUCGUCAGUCCUUUCGUAACACAAUUGAAAGUGUUCACACCGAGAAGCCACAGCCCACUAAAGAGGAGCCCAAAGUCCCGCCCAUCCGGAUUCAACUUUCACGUAUCAAACCACCCUGGGUGGUUAAAGGUCAGCCCACUUACCAGAUAUGCCCCCGGAUCGUCCCCAUCACGGAGCCCUCCUGCCGGGGCUGGACUGGCACCAGGACCCUCGCAGACAUUAAAGCCCGUGCUCUGCAAGCCCGAGGGGCGAGAGGUCACCACUGCCAUCGAGAGGCGGCCACUACUGCCAUCGGAGGGGGGGGUGGCCCGGGUGGAGGUGGCGGCGGGACCACCGAUGAGGGAGGUGGCAGAGGCAGCAGCAGCAGUGGUGAUGGUAGUGAGGCCUGUGGCCACCCUGAGCCCAGGGGAGCCACGAGCACCCCUGGAGAGUGUGCGUCAGAUCUACAGCGAACACAACUAUUGCCGCCUUGUCCUCUAAAUGGGGAACAUGCCGAGGCUGGAACUGCCGUGUCCGGAGCCAGAGGAGAGGAACUGGCUUCUCUCAGACAGGAGGAAAACUGCCCACUACAGAGGGUUCCAGGUGUAUUCACAAGUGGGCUAGAAGAUACCUCCCAGCUUCCCAUCGCUCCCACUGGGGACCAGCCAUGCCAGGCUUUGCCCCCACUGUCCUCCCAAACCCCAGUAGCUGAGAGAUUAGUUGAGCAGCCUAAGUUGCAUCUAGAUGUUAGAACUGAAUAUGAGUCUGGUACCAUUUCCUGGGGAAGGGAUGACGAGGAGCAAGGACCCACUGUCCUCCCAGAGGAUGGUCCUGUUCGAUCUCUGGUGGGAGAUGUAUUAGAAGAAGGGACUGGCCUGGCUCUUGACGGUAAUCCCACUAUGACAGUUCCUGUAGAUGUGACUCCUAGUUCCACACCUGAAUUGUCAUUGGCUCACUGCCUGCAAGACAGACCAUUUAAUGAUGAAUUAGGACUUGGUGACUCAUGCCCUCCCAUGCGGGAAAGUGAUUCUAGACAAGAAAAUUUGAAAACCAAGACUCUCAUUUCUGACAGUACUACUCCUUGGCUGCCCAUCCCAUCAGAUGAUGAGGUAGUGAAACAGCCUGAACCAGAAUACGGAGAAAACGUACCAUGUGUUGAGCCCCAGGUUGGGGAAGAGUGGGAGAAAGCUGCUCCCUUCAUUCCUGCAUUGCCUGGGAGUUUGACAGCAGAAGAGGGCCUCGAUCCCCCUGGCAACCUUCCUUCACUCUGGACAGUGCUGUCUCCAGCAGGCAUUAACAGCACUGGCAGUGCCUGCGAACAGGUGGACACUGAAAAGCUGAAAAUCAGUGGAGACUCUGAAGCACUGAGUCCUGACAGCGAGUCCACAGACACAGCCUCUGACUUUGAAGGCCACCUCACUGAGGACAGCAGUGAGGCUGACACUAGUGAAGCCACAGUGAUGAAGGGAUCCUCAGUAGACAAGGAUGAGAAACAUGACUGGAACCGAUCUGUCUCACUGUCCAAGGUGAACGGUGACCUGAGUCUGGUUACAAGGACAGAUGGUAUGAUUGCACCUCAGAGCUGGGUGUCUCGAGUAUGUGCAGUCCCCCAAAAAAUCCCAGACUCCCUGCUGCUGGCCAGUACUGAGUACCAGCCGAAACCCACAUGCCUGGCCAGGCCUGGGUCCUCGGUAGAGCCCACUAACCCACUUGUGAUACAGUUGCUGCAGGGUAAGUUGGCCCUAGAGAAGGUUCUUCCUCCAGCCCAUGGUAGCAUCAAGCCAGAAUCCCCACAGCUACCACUUAGAAAAGAGCAGAGCCAUGGUGGCUCCCUGAGCAUGGGGUCUUUGCAUAAUCCUGGGGAAAACAGUCACCUGGUUGUCAGAAGCAGCCCCACUUUAAGGGCUUUGAAGGAGCCUCUUGGGCCCAAGAGCUGUGAUACAGGCACUAGUCUUGCCAGGAUAGAGGCCACCCAGGCUCCUGGAGUGCCCCCGAAGAUUUCCAAGACAGCCCCAAGUUUUGACUCCGUACAUCCAGUGACACAUCCCAUGACUUCCUCUGGGAAAGUGGAAGAAUUGGAUUCCAAAGAGCAAUUCUCUUCCUUUAGUUUUGAAGAUCAGAAGGAAAUCCAUGCCAUGUCCCAAUGCAGUAAUUCAAAUGCUGCUCCAGGCAAAAGUCCAGGAGAUCUCACUACCUCGAGAGCACCUUGUUUCUCAUCUCCAAAUGUGAUCUCCUUUGGUCCAGAGCAGACGGGCCGGGCCCUGGGUGAUCAGAACAAUGUUGGAGGACAAGGGAAGAAGCUCUUUGGCUCUGGGAGUGUGACUGCAACCCUUCAGUGUCCCAGGCCUGCAGACCCAACGCCACUGCCUGCUGAGGUCCCUCCGGCUUUUCCCAGUGGGAAGUUGGGACCAAGCAAAAACUCUGUGCCUGGUGGGGUACAGACUGCAAGAGAAGACUGGGCUCCGAAGCCACCACCUGCCUCUGUUGGCAGCAUUAAGAAUGACAAGACUUUUGUUGGGGGCCCUGUCAAGGCAAAUGCAGAGAACAGGAAAGCUGCUGGGCACAGUCCCCUGGAACUGGUAGGUCACUUGCAAGGGAUGCCCUUUGUCAUGGACCUGCCCUUCUGGAAAUUACCCCGAGAGCCAGGGAAGGGGCUCAAUGAGCCUCUGGAGCAGCCUUCUAUCCCCUCCCAACUCAACAUCAAGCAGGCAUUUUAUGGGAAGCUUUCUAAACUCCAACUAAGUUCCACCAGCUUUAAUUAUUCCUCCAGCUCUCCCUCCUUUACAAAAGGCCUUGCUGGAAGCGUGGUGCAGCUGAGCCACAAAGCAAACUUCGGUGCGAGCCACAGUGCAUCACUCUCCUUGCAAAUGUUCACUGACAGCAGCACGGUGGAAAGCAUCUCGCUCCAGUGUGCGUGCAGCCUGAAAGCCAUGAUCAUGUGCCAAGGCUGUGGUGCGUUCUGUCAUGAUGACUGUAUUGGACCCUCAAAGCUCUGUGUAUUGUGCCUUGUGGUGAGAUAAUAAAUUAUGGCCAUGGGAAAAAUUGUAUAUUUAGUGUGUGUAUUUUGAUAAUGAUUGAUCUUAAAUCUGUAUACAGAAUCUCGUUGAUAUACUCUGUAUUUCUAGGCAAGAGCACUCUUGCCUUCCCUGAAAUUUAUAGUGCUAAAGCCCUCUGUCACUUGUCGACCCUUCUGGUCUUGCUGGAGGUGUUUCCUGGGGGACGACCCACUGGGCUGCCCAAGGCCAGCCAGCCUGAGCUUUCUUCGCAGUCAGAGCCUGGUGUGGCUUAGGGAGCCUGCCUGACACCCAGAGGGACUUGAAACUGAAGCAGGAAGGUUGUGUUCUUCACCGAGGGAACUAACCUACCGGAACUGAGUAGAAAUGUCAGUCUUCCACUGCCCUCUCCUUGCCAUCUUUUCUUCUGCUACUUUGGGGAGUUGAUGGUGGGGAAGAAGCCAGCACAGGGUUAAAGUAACUCCCAGCAUUGCCCACCAGGGGGCUCGAGCACCUGCUGACCUCAGGGUCACAGUUCGGUCAUUUGCCAGUUGAUGGAGCCAGUUUGACCUUUGGUUCUGUUGCUGAAGCAAAUCUGGAACUUUCCUGUCUCCGUAUGAUCCACUAGCCCACAGGAUCUUUUGAAACCUUGAAUAGCCCUGCUUGGACAAUGGGGUCGGGGAAUAGGGUUGUCUUUCUUACAAAAAUGCCAUCUGUAGACCUUGUGAGUCAACUAUCCAGACAUUUGCAGGUGAAUUCCUCUGACACUCUCCCCGUCACUUUGGACUCCGUGGGAGUGGGCAUCUCCACGUACCUGUGUGUAUGUGAAAGUCAUUUUACAUUUCAAAGCAGUGUGUGUUUCUUAUUUUUAUAUUUUUAACCCUUUAUUCUUGGAUGUAUAAAGUGAACUUUUUGGCUUCUGUAAGUAUGCUCUAUGCACCUCUAAUGUUUUAUUAUGUAUUUAUAUGUUGUACACAGUACAGGCCAAUUCUGUAAAUGGAUGUUAUUGUACAGAGAACAUUACCGUCUCUUUAUUUUACGUCUUCAGCAUCAUCGCAUUAAAGUGGUGUAAUUUACUUCUCCAUGCCUAUUGUCAGAGCCACUGAGUGCUGUGCUGCUUGGUGUGAGGGCGAAAUGAUUGACUUGUGACCUGCCGGGCUGGUGCGCCCAUCACAGGUCACCGGGUGGAUCUGCCACAGCCCGCAGAGCCACAGUCAGCCAGUCCACACACUGCUGAGCAAAUGCAUCUUGUUCCUCACAUCUCUUCUCCUUCUCCAGCCUUUAGUGGCUGCUCGCUGCCAUAUGUGACAAGUCACCACCACCAGUGUUAAGUGCUUCUGGAUUCAUGGAUGAGUUCCCUGGGCAUCCCCCAGGCAGGCCUUACGGAUUUGGCUCCAGGGUCACCACCUGUCACAGCAAUACCUGGAACCAUGCUCUCCUGGGGCCAUGGGGCUCCUUUUCACGUACUUUUGGCAGCAGGCAGGUUUAAGAAAAAAAAACAAAGCCAUGCUUGCUGCCUGCCUCUCUCCCAGUAAGUUUCCAGCAAGUAGAUAUCCCUGUAUUUGUCAUCCCUCACCCUGUUCCUGCCUUAUUUCUUGUAUCUCAACUUACUACAGAGUUGAGAGUCCUCAUUUAAUUUCAGUCUCCCUGUGUGAGUGCUCCUAUAUGAAGUAUAAAAUUUUUAUGACUUUGGCAAAUCUCAUUUCAUCUGACAGCUUUUUUUCCCCAUUUAAUCUGAUGUGGCAUUUUUGUCACUUGAGGAAUGAGUGAGAAGUUGACAAUGAUAUGGUGACUUAUGCAGUAUUGGCCAAGUCUAAGUUGUUAAGAGUCUGUUUACCAAAGCCCGGGAGCAGGGGCCCACGAGUGUCUGGUCCUCUUUUUCCCUCUGCUGAGACCUUUGGGGCCACUCAAGGGUACAGUUUGACACUGGUCUGGUCCAUGAGGCUGCCCCAGAGAAAGCACUGCUUUUGUAUGUCUCUUGUGGUAUUGGAACAAUAAACCUGUACACCCUGCA